AUGGGAAAUCUCGCCACUUCGAUCACAAACCACUCCAUGAUUAGACCACUUGGGUUUUACAUUAUCGGAUUUACGUAUUUGAAUUUCGAUUUAUAUUUUGCUUUCCUAGCAGUCGUUUAUAUUGUAACAGUUUUCGCUAACUUCAUUAUUCUUUCCAUUAUAUUGACAGAUCGUCGCCUACACACUCCAAAGUACAUUGCGGUGGCGAAUCUGGCGAUCGUCGACUUGGUGCUCAGUACAACCAUUGUUCCUAGUAUGAUCAAGAUGUUUCUCGUGAAAGAUAAUUUUAUUUCCUACAACGCAUGCUUCACACAGAUGUUUUUUUAUUACUGCUUUUUCGCAUUAGAGUCGUUUUCCCUCAGUGUACUUGCCUAUGACAGGCUCGUUGCCAUAUGUUUCCCACUGAGACAAAGCUCUAUCAACACAAUAACCGUCAUGAUCACAAUUUUAGUCACUGUUUGGUCAUUUUCUGUAAGUAUUAUUCUGUUUUCGGUCAUAAUCCAGACCAGGCUGUCUUUCUGUAAUUCGCUCAAGGUGUACAGUUAUUUUUGUGACUACGUCCCCGUUUUCAGACUAUCUUGUACUGACACCAGUUUAGAGUGGGUCAUUGCCUCUUCUCUCAGUUUAAUUAUUGUGUUUGGGCCCCUCAGUUUGAUAAUGACGUCAUACGCCUGUAUUGUGACCGCAGUGUUUAGAAUGAAACACGUGGAGAGUAGGUACAAAGCACUUGUAACUUGCACAGAACAUCUAUUUCUAGUGGCGAUUUUCUACGGGCCGAGCGUGACCGUGUUUAUCAUUGAGCUUUUCUUAUUCACCAUAGAAACAAAUGUCGCUGUGCUUACCUUGUCAUUAGCCUCGUGUUUACCGCCCUGUUUGAACCCCAUAGUGUAUUCCCUGGCAACCAAAGAAAUCAGGAACAGAAUACUGGCUAUGCUCCAGAAAGUCAAAGUAGCAACGUGGACAGGGCAGGCAUAG
Molecule: messenger RNA, 975 nt
Organism: Conger conger (European conger)
Lineage: Eukaryota; Metazoa; Chordata; Actinopteri; Anguilliformes; Congridae
Product: olfactory receptor 1M1-like
Exons: 1
Coding region: 1-975 (324 amino acids)
Biological process (GO): G protein-coupled receptor signaling pathway
Cellular component (GO): membrane
Molecular function (GO): G protein-coupled receptor activity; olfactory receptor activity
Source: RefSeq, a predicted model, not a curated record